Mycena citricolor is the source of this 3786-nucleotide messenger RNA. The record is from the annotation of a GenBank genome assembly. NCBI's taxonomy places the organism in Eukaryota, Fungi, Basidiomycota, Agaricomycetes, Agaricales, Mycenaceae.
CUCUCACAGCCACCACGAACGUUCGUUUCAAAGCCAAUCCCCGCAAAGUUCAUUUGGGAAGUGGGGCGCGAAAGUUUUGGCGGAGCGUGGAUCGGCAUUACGCAUUCUUGGAGACUGUCUUUUCCUCUGCCCUACUCUCUCUUCGGACCCACUGUAAACAAGCGAGAUGAAAUUCGGUCGCAAAAUCUCGACUGAUCUGUACAAUGAGUGGAGACCAUUCUAUCUGGACUAUAAUCAUUUGAAGCGCCAGCUCAAGGCCAGGACGACAGGACGGCGGUGGAACGCCAAUGACGAGAAAGUUUUCACGAGCCAGCUCGAGAAGGAGCUGGACAAGAUCCACGAUUUUCAAAAAGCGAAGACCUCGGAGCUGUCUCAGCGGAUCCGAGACGCGGAGCGUGACGUCAAACGUCUGGUGACCGAAGAAGCGGAAGACACGCCUGAGUCCCGGCUCCGGCGCCGUGCCCAGCGGCCGCUGUCGGAGUCGAACGCCGACGAGGAGGAACAGCUACAGGACGAUUACGCGCUCGACGCUGGGUCGGACGAUGACAGUGAUGACGACGAUGAGGACGCGGAGAGCUUCGAUGCGUUGGAGGAGCGGUUCCACGCGCUCGAGGAGGAGGUCGCCAACUUGGUCGCGGAUGUUCACGAUCUGGCAUUGUACACCAAGCUCAAUAUCACCGGUUUCAUGAAGAUUCUUAAGAAACAUGAUAAAGUAACGAAUAUGCCGCUCAAGCCGACCUUCGUGCAGGACUAUCUCGAGAAACGGCCGUUCUACAAGUACAAUUGGGACGCGCUGAUCGUCAAGCUGUCCAAGUUGUACGACCUGGUCCGCACUAGAGGUCAUCCUGUGCAGGGCGACUCAAGCGCCGGCGGUAACCAGAGUGCUUUUGUGCGCCAAACCACCAAAUACUGGGUUCAUCCGGACAAUCUCGUCCCGCUGAAGCUGGCCAUUUUGCGUCAUCUGCCUGUGUUGGUCUUCAAUGCCGAGAAAGAAUUCGAGGUCAAGGACGCUGCUAUCACAUCAAUCUACUUUGACAACGAGGAUCUGGAACUGUAUCUCGGCCGUCUGGAGAAAACUGAGGGCGCAGAGGCUAUCCGGUUGAGGUGGUAUGGCGAUAUGGACACCAAGACGAUCUUUGUCGAACGCAAAACUCACAGGGAGGAUUGGACGGGUGAGAAAUCCGUCAAAGCGCGUUUUCCGAUCAAGGAGCACCUUGUCAACGCUUUCCUCCGCGGUGAAUACACAGUCGAUGCCGAGUUCCAGGAGCUCGUGAAAAAGGGCAAGAAGACGCAGCAGGAGGUCGACUCGAUGAUUCAACUGGCCAACGAGGUCCAAUAUGCUGUGCUUACUCGGAAGCUGCAACCAGUGAUGCGAUCGUUCUACAAUCGGACGGCGUUCCAGUUGCCAGGCGAUGCCCGCGUGCGGAUCUCUCUGGACACGGAGCUGACGAUGGUGCGAGAGGACAACUGGGACGGUCGGACGCGUGCUGGAGACAACUGGCGACGAACGGACAUCGGCAUCGACUAUCCCUUCGAGCAGCUGCAAGCAGACGACAAGGAGCUUUUCAAGUACGGUGUUCUUGAAGUCAAGCUGCAAACGCAAUUUGGCCAAGAACCGCCAGAAUGGGUUAUGGAGCUGGUGCAGUCUCAUCUCGUCGAGGCUGUCCCUAAGUUCAGCAAAUUUAUCCACGGCUGUGCCACACUGCUACCCAAUCGAGUGGAUCUGGUGCCGUUUUGGCUUCCGCAGAUGGACACCGACAUCCUCAAGCCGGAUAUGGGAUAUCUUGCUGUGAUCGAGCGGCCUGCACAGCCGUCCACGUUAUCUUCGACGAGGCAGGGAUCAGAUCACGAGGCGAGCGGGAGCCAGUCACCUAUCGACGACGAUGAAGGGAAAAAGAAGAAUGCCUACAACGAGCCCGAGUCCGAGGGCGAGGAAGACGAGGAACGCGAUCUAGCACCAGCGCGGGACGAGCACAAGGUCACUGGCUUGAGCGACAAGGAAGUGCAAGAGGCGGUCGCGUAUCGCGAGCACAUGCUCAAGGCGAAGGCUGAGCCGAACGGACGCGGACGCGCGACCGCGAAGGACGACGGCGUUUCUGGAUCGCCGACGAAAGCGAUCUCGAUUCCGCCGAAGCCGAGGGCACUCUCGAUUGAUCCGUUGGCGCCGUCGUUGGCGUUCGAUACGACGUUGCGGGAUCGGCUGGAGGGCGAGCGGAAAGCGGCGAGCAUGCGGGGGAACCCGGAUGAGGAGGGUGACGAUGAUAAUGAGGAACACGCGGACCGCGCUGAGGACGAGGACGAGGAAGACGAUCCGUUGAUACCCACCAGGUUUGACGAGAGGCAGCUCUCGAGAGACGUUCGUGCACCUCCGGGAAAACGGAUUUCAGUUCCGGUCCGGAUCGAGCCCAAGGUGUAUUUUGCCGCUGAGCGGACAUUCCUGAAAUGGCUUAACAACGCUGUCUUCAUUGGCACGAUCGCCACGACGCUGCUCAACUUCACCUCGCCAUACGACUCUCGGGGACUGAUUAGCGCCGCGUUGUUCACCUUCGUGGCCCUGCUCGCGAUCGCGUAUUCUGCGGCGAUAUUCGUGUUCCGCGCGUACAGGCUGCGUGCGAGACGCGCGUCGGGGAUGUACUACGACAAGUACGGCCCCACUCUGCUCUGUGCGGCGCUGUUUCUCGCGAUGGCGACGAACAUUGGGCUGCGAGUUGCGGAGAUGAUGUGAUGGAUUUAUUCGUUUAGACUUUCUUGGCACAGCCAGCAGGGACAAUCGUUCAUUCAUUCAUUGUGUAAUGUGCAUUCGGAAUGUUCCGUUCGGAUGAUCAUGAUCCAGGUUCCACGCGUGGGUAGGGCCAAUGCUGAGCAGCGAGCACUGAGCAGCGACAUGAAGGCAUGCAGAAGUGUGGAAUAAUCGUCCGUGACAGCCGCAGUGCGAAUCCACCGUGUGUUCAUAUUAUAAAUGUUCGUGCACAUCGGUCGCGAAGCGGUCGGCAAAGUCUUCAUGAUCGUGCACAAGGGGUUUGACAGAGAGCAAGACAGAUGGCCGUUCGUCGGCGAUCUUCGAUGGACAGCUUGGCUACGUGCCUCGGCGGCAAAUACACCCCGACACUUGAGGCACGCGGACUGUGUGAAGAAAUCACAGAAGAAGAUGGAUUCGUUGGAUUGGAUUGCAGAUCUUCCCGGUCGCCAGGCACUCGGCAAAGAUCAAUCCGCGAAGAAGCCCCCACCACAAAGGAUCCGAAUCCGGCAUGGGGGUCCGGGGACCUGUCAAGUGACCGGGCUCCCCCGCUGAUAGCGGAGCAGCCUGCAACCUGGAAGCAGCGAGCACAUCGCGGAAGAACCGACCAGCCAGGAACGAGAAUCAGGUGAAACACGGCAACGUAUUGACCAUCACGCUUGUGGCGUGCACAUAGGCCCUCGGACACUUGGGGGUAGCAAGGUCCAAAAUAGAGUAAAUUUGAGCGCAAAAUUUGUUUUUUCCCCUCCAUAAUAUAGCGUAAAAGUCGGCCAAAAUGUCCGUUCAUGGUCUGAAAAUAGCGUAAGAGUUGGAAAGAACCGACUGGUAUGGGGGCAAUUUUGACGGUCAUCUUAGCUCAUCUAGACUCAUCUUGGGCCAUCAAGAAAAGCAAAGGAGCCUGAGGCUUCCGAAGAGGACGACACGGAGCCAGAUGAACCCAUGAGUGGGACGAAGAAGCGUAAGGUAUCAGUGUCCUCACGGUCUCGAAAACGCGCCGCCGCGAAGCCUAGUGAGCGUUCUAAGACAUCUCGAGGUCGGGGGAAAGUGUC